GAACGAAAUAGUUCCAUCUCCUAUAAAUACACGCCUCUCGUCGCGCUUUCUGCUUUCUGCAUUUUUCUUUUUAUUUUAUUUACAAGCUCAAGUUUCUCUUUGAAGUCCUAACUACAUAUUCUCUAGAAUUCUCCGGUCCUCAUAUCCAUUUGAUUUAUAACUUCUGAAAAUGCAAAAGCCCAAAACUUUAAGUUUUGAUAAUACUGAGCAAUGCAAACCUGAACUCCCAUCAGGAUCAGCUGAGGAUGUCAAGCAAUGGGAGGAAGUCAGGUGCCCAAUAUGCAUGGAGCACCCUCAUAAUGCUGUUCUUUUACGAUGUUCUUCUUUUGACAAAGGUUGUCGCCCAUUCAUUUGCAACACGAGCUACCGCCAUUCAAAUUGCCUUGACCAGUUCUGCAAAUCAUCUGUGUCAUCUCCAUCAACAAUAACAAUACAAGAAAUUCCUAGUGGAAGAGCAAACUCAUGUUUAAGUGCACAAACUGAUGUUAAUGGGAGUGAGUCACAGCAUAAGCUUGCUUGCCCUCUGUGUCGCGGAGAAAUCUAUGGGUGGUUUGUAGUAGAUCCUGCUCGAAAGUUCAUGAAUUCCAAAACGAGGAGUUGUUCUUAUGAAAAUUGUGAUUUUGCUGGGAAUUAUUUAGAACUCAGGAAGCAUGCAAGAUCUGAUCACCCUACAGUCCGACCAUUAGAGGUGCAUCCAGAAAGGCAGCACAAUUGGGCAAGGCUGGAACGUGGAGUGCAUCUUUCCGACUUGCGAGGGUUGAUCACCUUGAUGAAUGGUGGAGGAGGAGAAGAGGGGGAUGUGGACGUAGAACUCGAAGGACCGUUUUCAGCAGAUGCUCAUGAAUUGCUAAUUUUUGAGUCAAUCAUUCACCUGCUACAAUUUGGGAUGAUGGGUGCGGAGCUUAUCAAUGCCAUUGGACAGGAUGAUGAUGGCGACUUCAGCAAUCUAGAGAUGAUGCCAAGGAAUCGGAACAACUACAGACGCAACAAUACUAGUAUCAUUUUUAACUCCAGACAGAACAAUUUUAGUGGCAAUCCUGGGGAGAGGAUGCGCAGGAAUCAGAACAACUACGGACAAAACAGUGCUAGUAACAAUCUGAACUCUAGACAGAACAAUAGAUUUAGGACCAAUCUUAUGGAGAGGAUGUACAUGAAUCGGAACAACUCCGGACAAAGUAAUACUAGUAGUCACAAUCUCAAUUCUAGACAGAACAAUGGUUUCAGGGCUACUCUUGUGGAGAGGAUGACGAGGAAUCAGAACAGAUACGGAGGCAAUAAUUUUAGUAACAGUAACAAUCCCAACUCUAGACAGAACAACAGUUAUGGAGGCAAUCUCAGUGAGAGGAUGCGGCAGAGACGGAUCAAUAAUAUUAGACAGAGGAACAACUUAAGUAGGAGAAGAAGAUUGGUUAGCAGGAGAGAUGGACAUGAGAGGUAGACAUAAUAGUGUCUAGAACUUCUCUGGAGUUCUUCUUUUUGUUCAAGUUUUUAGAUUUAUAUGCAACUUUUAGUCAUUGAAUAAAAGAAAAGAUUCAGUUGAUUUGA
This is a messenger RNA of Ricinus communis (castor bean), 1545 nucleotides long. RefSeq lists its product as uncharacterized. The coding region runs from base 170 to 1438 and encodes 422 amino acids. NCBI's taxonomy places the organism in Eukaryota, Viridiplantae, Streptophyta, Magnoliopsida, Malpighiales, Euphorbiaceae. The transcript has 2 exons. The record is from RefSeq and is a predicted model, not a curated record.